This is a messenger RNA of Lingula anatina, 2866 nucleotides long. RefSeq lists its product as uncharacterized. Gene Ontology annotation, molecular function: glycosyltransferase activity. Lineage: Eukaryota; Metazoa; Brachiopoda; Lingulata; Lingulida; Lingulidae. Gene Ontology annotation, cellular component: cytoplasm. The record is from RefSeq and is a predicted model, not a curated record.
UUAUAGGUUUUCCUCCCACCUUCAAAUCUUUUAUCUCGUGCUGUGUAAACAGAACGUAGCGCAAAGCAAAUAACAAAAUGGAUCAAUAAUAAUGAAGGUUUAGCUGAUCGAAGGAAAGAGCUCUCUAUUCAACAUCAGGCAUGUCGAACACUUGGCGCAGGUAUGAGAGUAAGACUUAAACGUACGCUCGUAUGGAUUAUCGGGCUAUAUUUAUUCAUAAUAUAUUAUUUUUUCAACCCUUCUGCUAAUUACCUUGAGCCUUACAUCAAAGACAUAGUUCAACCAGGUUUAGAAUCACGGCAGAUAGUAAAAAACGGCAAGCUUCCUGAAACGACAACAACGACCACAGAAUGUACUACGGAGAAAUUGACGGUCAUUCCCAGUCGUGCUGACUACAAGUCAUGCCCAAAGCUAUCGCCGCCUCCUUUCGACACACCCGAUCGUCAAGAUUUCCUCCCUGUUGGAGAAGAAGGGACUUUCUAUACUUUUUCCGCCUUCGUCGAUGACCGACUUGGAAAGAAUGGCGUCCUUGUCGUCAUAUCUAUAGGCGACCCCAAGGGGAAACUUCCGAGAUUUUGCCAGGCUUGGUACAAUGCAGGGAGGGACAACACAACAGGCAGCGCUUUAGGGGGACAUGCUAAUGCAACGGUCUUCCUGAAUAUCAUCCCCGGAAAACUGGAGAAAUAUCCCGAAGGCCAUGGGCGAAGGUUUAAUGGAUAUGCUUUCCACUGCCCGCUGACGUCACAACUGUUGCCAUAUGCCGCAUCACUUGCCUACAAUGAAUGUGAUAUUCCAGCACGUGGAGUACUGAAGGUCCUUAAUACUAAACCAACAAAAUUGCCAGUCAAACCGAAAUUUGAAUUUGCAGUCUGCAUAACGCCAAUGAGUUUACAAUACGAUAAUGUUAAUCAGUUCGUGGAGAUGGUUGAAAUGAACCGCGAGUUGGGCGCUGAACAUUUUACAUUCUAUAACUACAGCAUAGGUCCACGAGUUGCCAAAGUACUAAAACAUUAUACCAAACAAGGUGUUGCAGAUCUCAUUCAGUGGCCUUUACCUAUCAAAGCUAAUAUUUGGCCCCCAGUUAAGGGGCAGAGGGAGGAAAUUCAUUACUAUGGACAAGUGGUGGCGCUGAAUGACUGCUUCAACAGAUAUAUGCAUAAAGCUGACUUCACAGUUAUGACGGAUAUGGAUGAGUUUAUCGUGCCACGAGUUGAUAUGACCUGGAAAAAACUAGUGCAAAGUCUCGGUGGAAUGAAACCACACGUAGGUUCAUUUCUAUUCAAAAACGCCUUUUUUAAGGCAGAAUGGCCGAACGACGAAAGUCUUGCCAAUAACAAAUCAAUCAAUGAAUUUAAUCUUUUAACACAGCUAAAAACAAAGCGCGAGAAGAAAGUGAGUAGGCCCCGUUCUCGCUCAAAAUAUUUCGUCAUCACAGAACGCUCGCGUAUCGUGGGAAUUCACUAUGUAUGGAAGAACAUGCCAGGAUAUAAAGAUCACGUGGUACCAGAAGAAAUUGCAAUGUUGUUUCACUACAGAAAUUGGGACAAUCCUGAUGACAAGAACUGGAUUGUGGAUAGAACUAUGCACAAGUAUAGCGACAGCUUAUUACGGAGAGUGCAAAAUGUUUAUCAUACAGUACAAUUGUGAUGAUUAAUCUAUUUAAUUUAUUUAACACGUGUAGCCUGCCCGGUGCGCUUUACAAUGUUGCAAUAUUUUUAUUUUAAAAAUUUUAUUCAAAAUUUCAAUUGAUUCAAGUUUAGUAACGAAAAAUAAAUACAUGAAGUUAAUGGCUUUAAUCGAUAUCAUUCUCUAAACACUCCAUCUUCUGAUUUGUAUUCUAGGAGAAAAAAUCAUACGCAUUAUUUUGUGAGUUUUCAGUCUUUUAUUCACAUGUCCACAGAAACCAAAAACUUUCUUAAAUAGUAUAUUCGUUGAGAUUUGAUGUCUCGCCAAGCAAAAAAUCAACUGGUAGCUAAUGCUCUUUUCCGAAAAAAAAGGUAAAAGAACCAAUAACCAAAUGUGUUUAUUCAUUUUUCUGACAUAUAUAUUUGAACAAAAUCAGAAGACUUUGUUAAUAUGCCACAUUAGCUGGGAAUACAUUUUUAAAGUGUAUCAUUACAUAUGUUUUUUGUUUUGUUUCUGUGUAUAUGUAAAUCAAAGACUGAAAACUCGAGCUAGCUUUGUAAGUCCACCCCGUGACCUACCCGCGGCAUCACAAUAUGUUUUCAUUUACGAAUGUAAGCCUAUGAGUUUUACACUGAAUAAUGCAUUUGCAUAUCAUGUGUGCCGUCAGCAAUACUAUGGUGACAAUGGAACAUUAUCUUUCAUGUACUGUAUGUUUUUUUUGUGUUUAUUUCUAGUCCCAAACACAAUGCCGUUUAAACAAUAGGCCUAAUUUAGGCCGGUUCUUUACAAGCUAUAUGUAGAACAGUUGGUUAUACUUUUUUUCUGUGUUCUUUAUAUAUACGCAUGUAUUUUAAACACAUCUGUUAGAGCGUAUGUUUUUUAAUUGGCAUUUAAACUGUGGUUUUUGACGUGAGAGUCAAAAUAAUCUUAUCAGUUUUUUGUAAUCAAUUAUUAUUAUCUGAGCAUUAUUAUUUUAUCAUAAAGGGUUUUAAACCCUAAUACUUUUAUUUUGAAGUGCCAUCAUUUCGAGUGCAUUAAGCUUCAUAUAUCUUUGUUUUAUUAGAAUUGGCAUUGAUAUAUCAGUUUGCAUUGCCAUACCGUAUUAUGUAUUGUACGCAUUAUUUCAAUGUAAUUUUCCACGUCUGUUUCAUUGUAUUUUAUGCCCUUUCUAUUUCGAUUUUCUUUGCUGUAUGUAUUGAUCGUGGCGAGAAUGAAUAAAACAAUAAAUUGAAGUAUGUCU